AUGUCAACAUUUGCUUCCAAAGAAGAAUGUGCUUCACUUGCUUUCCACAGGUGCAACUUACGCUCAGCCAUUUUCAUAGAUUUUUCUGGGCCAUCUGCUAUUGGUUUCAGCAUUGGGACAUUUAUAUCACAGGUUGGAAUAGUAGGCAGAACUGGAGCAGGCAAGUCUUCACUGACAUUAGCACUGUUCCGCAUCAUAGAACCAGCUGGUGGCUCAAUUGAGAUUGAUAAUGUCGAUGUAACCAAGCUGGGAUUACAUGUUCUGCGAUCAUGUCUCACUAUCAUCCCUCAAGAUGCAGUUUUAUUUUCUGGGACAUUGCGUCUCAAUCUUGAUCCUUUAAACAAGCAUUCAGAUGAGGAAGUAUGCCAUGCACUUGAACAGGCACAUUUGAAGACUUUUGUGGAAGGUCAUGCUGCAGGCCUCAGUCAUGAGGUUACUGAAGGUGGUGAGAAUCUCAGUGUUGGGCAACGUCAGCUGGUCUGCUUGGCCAGAGCCCUAUUGCGUAAGACAAAAGUGCUGAUUCUAGAUGAGGCUACAGCUGCUGUUGACCUUGAGACUGAUGACUUGAUACAGCAAACAAUACGCACAGAAUUUGAACAGUGCACAGUCCUGACAAUUGCUCAUAGGUUAAACACAAUCAUGGAUUACAACAGAAUUAUUGUGUUAAACAAAGGAAAAGUAGUAGAAUUUGAUUCACCUCAGUCACUGUUGGAGGACAGGACCUCUAUCUUCUACAGCAUGGCCAAGGAUGCAGGCUUAGUGUAACUAAAACAAACAGAAUAUAUAUCAACUAGAAGAGGACAAAAACCAUAUGUUCCUCCAGUUCAAAAAUCCAUCGUAUCCAACUGCUUCUUUCAAGAGAAGCAUGGUUAGCUGUAAACAGUUUAAUGAUUUCCAGAAGAAACUAUGUAUGGACACAAACAUACUUUUUGCCAGUAUUGUGUUUUUGUUCAGGACAUAGAAAACAGUACAAAAUCAAGAAUAACAGAUGCUACUUGACAUCCAUCAUUUAUCUUCAUAAUCGUAAAUGAUUGUUUAAUUUAAUGCUGUACAUGAUAUUUUGAAGCAAGAACUUGCCAAGAUUAUCAAGAAACAAGCUCUUUUUCUCAGCUUCACUGCAGCACAUUUUUUAAUCGCAUUUAACCUUCCAGCACUUGAUAAGCUAUCCAUUUUAGCACAUAUUUUGCAGAGGGAUGUUACUAAUACCAAUAAGUUAAUACAGUAUGUUUCUUGGUGAUCUUGCUUCCAUAGCCAUGUAAACUUUAGGCAUCCUGUGUACAAGAUGCCUAUGUUCAUUUUCUUUUAUAUUAGUGACUCAAUGACCCUUUUGUAACUCACCUCUCAUAAUAUUGGUCCUUGCAGUUUUAAUUCCACCAUGUCUUCUGUUACGGUCUUUUUAUCUGGCACAGGCAAAUAUUACUAUUUUUUAUGAUGACAAUGACAGUGGGAGGUGAUAAAUCAAUUUACUUCCUGCACUUAAAUUGAAAAAUCCAAAGCAUUAAAAUGGCAAUUUGUUGUUUUAUAUUUUUUGAUAGCUAAUUGAUUCAUUCCAUAGUUCAUUGUGGUAAAUAAUAACAACAUUGGAAAGUGUAGCUUCUGAUUUCCAUACUGAUGUUAAACUACAAUGUGAAAGCCUUGUUGCUGGUGGCAGAUGUGAUACAUCAUCCUCUUUUGUGUUUUAUUGUAUUAGUUAUUACAAAAGUACUUAUUUAUUUUGUAUUCAUCCGUGUCAAUUUUGUCAGUGACACAUUACAUCACAGGACAUUUAUGUAAAUGUAUAUGCAUUAUUAACAAUAUUAUGAAAAGGAAAGUUGCCACUCACCAUAUAACGGAGAUGCUGGUGUGUGUGUGGGGGGGGGGGGGGGCUGUCAUCUAUUUUUGAUGAAGGCCUUACUGGCCAAAAGCUUUAUUUGUGGCAUUCUUUAUGUUGUGUCUAUCUGUGACUCAGCAUCUCCGCUAUAUGGUGAGUAGCAACUUUCCUUUUCAUAAUACUGUUACAUUCCAUCCUGGAUUUUCCAUUAUAUGAAUUAUUAUUACUAUUACUGUCAGACACUGAUAGCAAAUAUCUGUUUGUGAUGUAUAUUGUGUGCUUGAAAAGCAGGCCUUCAUUCUCUGGUGUGUCAGAGGAAAAUAAGUGCCGGCUGCAAAUGAUACUGAGUAUUUGUGAGAAUAUUUUGUCUUGAUGUUGUGAUAGACUAUGUACUUCAUUAACUGCCUUAGAUGAAUUCCCAAAAUUGUGAUAUCUGAAGCCUAUGCAUGCAACUGUGAUUGUACAGUUCAUUCUCAUUUCAGAAAAUAUGUUUUUUUGGAACGGCUAUGUAUACUACACACAUUUGAUACUUUUGUUUCAAAUAAAACA
Messenger RNA from Schistocerca serialis cubense, 2359 nucleotides. RefSeq names its product multidrug resistance-associated protein 1-like. Gene Ontology annotation, biological process: transmembrane transport. Bases 1 to 765 code for a protein of 254 amino acids. Gene Ontology annotation, molecular function: ATP binding; ATP hydrolysis activity; ATPase-coupled transmembrane transporter activity. The record is from RefSeq and is a predicted model, not a curated record. Gene Ontology annotation, cellular component: membrane. The transcript is spliced from 5 exons. Lineage: Eukaryota; Metazoa; Arthropoda; Insecta; Orthoptera; Acrididae.